GGGGGACCCUGGGCACCCCUCCCCCGGAAGACAGCGCUGCACGCUCGGAGGUCCUUGGAGUCGCCUGCUGCUUCCCGGGGGUUCUCAGUUGAAAUCUGUAACGUGGCUUAGGUCUCUGGAAGGCUUUUCACAUCCCGCCGGGAACCUGGUAGGACAGGUUACCUUCUUCAGAAUGAUUCCCUGCAGAGCAGUGCUCACUUUCGCCCGAUGUCUGAUCAGGAGAAAAAUUGUCACUAUGGACAGUUUAGAAGAUUCUAAACUGUGCCGCUGCUUAACCACCAUGGACCUCAUUGCCCUGGGGGUUGGGAGCACUCUGGGUGCUGGGGUUUAUGUCCUUGCUGGGGAAGUUGCCAAAGCAGAUUCUGGCCCCAGUAUCGUCGUAUCCUUCCUCAUCGCUGCCCUGGCAUCUGUGAUGGCUGGCCUGUGCUACGCUGAAUUUGGAGCCCGAGUUCCCAAGACUGGGUCUGCCUAUUUGUACACUUAUGUUACUGUUGGUGAGCUGUGGGCCUUCAUCACUGGCUGGAAUCUCAUUUUAUCUUAUGUAAUAGGUACCUCAAGUGUCGCAAGAGCAUGGAGUGGUACCUUCGAUGAAUUGCUUAACAAACAGAUCGGUCAGUUUUUGAAGACAUACUUCAAAAUGAAUUAUACUGGCCUUGCGGAGUAUCCAGACUUUUUUGCUGUGUGCCUUAUAUUACUUCUGGCAGGUCUCCUGUCUUUUGGAGUAAAAGAGUCUGCUUGGGUGAAUAAAUUCUUCACAGCUGUUAAUAUCUUAGUCCUUCUCUUUGUCAUGGUUGCUGGGUUUGUGAAAGGAAAUGUGGCUAACUGGAAAAUCAGUGAAGAGUUUCUCAAAAAUAUAUCAGCAAGUGCCAGAGAGUCACCUUUUGAAAAUGGAACAAGUAUAUAUGGGGCUGGUGGCUUUAUGCCUUAUGGCUUUGCAGGAACCUUGGCUGGUGCUGCCACUUGUUUUUAUGCCUUUGUGGGAUUUGACUGCAUUGCAACAACUGGUGAAGAAGUCCGGAAUCCCCAGAAAGCUAUUCCUAUUGGAAUAGUGACUUCUUUGCUUGUUUGUUUUAUGGCCUACUUUGGAGUCUCUGCAGCUUUGACACUUAUGAUGCCAUACUACCUCCUCGAUGAAAAAAGCCCCCUUCCGGUAGCAUUUGAGUACGUUGGAUGGGGUCCUGCCAAGUACGUUGUUGCAGCGGGCUCCCUCUGUGCACUGUCCACAAGUCUUCUUGGAUCCAUCUUUCCAAUGCCUCGUGUAAUCUAUGCUAUGGCAGAGGAUGGGUUGCUUUUCAAAUGCCUAGCUCAGAUCAAUUCCAAAACGAAGACACCAGUAAUUGCUACUUUAUCAUCGGGUGCAGUGGCAGCUGUAAUGGCAUUUCUUUUUGACCUGAAAGCCCUCGUGGACAUGAUGUCCAUUGGAACACUUAUGGCCUACUCUCUGGUCGCAGCCUGUGUGCUCAUCCUCAGGUACCAGCCUGGUUUAUGUUAUGAGCAGCCCAAAUACUCCCCUGAGAAAGAAGGUUUAGGAUCAUAUACUGCUGCAGCCUCAAAAAGCGAGUCUCAGCUCACCAUGCUGCAAGGACAGGGCUUCAGCCUGCGAACCCUCUUCAGCCCCUCUGCUCUGCCUACAAGACAGUCGGCGUCUCUCGUGAGCUUUCUGGUAGGAUUCCUAGCCUUUCUUGUGCUGGGCCUGAGUAUUCUGACCACUUACGGAGUGCAAGCUAUCUCAAGGCUGGAGGCUUGGAGCCUUGCCCUUCUCGUACUGUUUCUUGUUUUCUCCAUUGCUGUUGUUCUGACCAUUUGGAGGCAGCCACAGAAUCAGCAAAAAGUGGCCUUUAUGGUUCCAUUCUUACCAUUUUUACCAGCACUCAGCAUCCUGGUGAACAUUUAUCUGAUGGUCCAGUUGAGUGCAGACACUUGGGUCAGAUUCAGCAUUUGGAUGGCACUUGGCUUCCUGAUUUACUUUGCUUAUGGCAUUAGACACAGCCUGGAGGGUAACCCAAAGGAUGAAGAGGACGAUGAAGAUGCUUAUUCGGGCAACAUUAAUGCAGUGACAGAAGAAAAAUCUGCUAUUCAGACAGUUGACCAUCACCAGAGAAAUCUCAGUUUACCUUUCAUAUUCCAUGAAAAGACAAGCGAAUGCUAAUGCUUGUAGGAGCGGACCUGGUCCACAGUCUUAACAUGCGUGUCCUGCAUUGAGCAGACCCUGACAGAAUCUCACCAUUGUGCUAGGCUGUUGUGGGUUUGCUGAAUACAUAAUUCACCCUAAUUGAUACUUACUCAUCUAACCAGCAUCUCCUCAAAUGGUGAAUUAUGUGCCCUCCUGAGCUCUUCCCUCAGUGAUGAAUUUCCCCAAAAUAGUGUGAAAGUGUGUGUGUGUGUGUGUGUGUGUGUGUGUGUGGUUGGGAACACGACUGUCACAAGUUAUUUGGUGUUUUACUGUUACCAUGACAUUAUUCCAGUCUUGUCAUAACUGGUGGUGUAUCACUGCAGAGUGAUUUGUAUAUGUCCUGUAUGGUUGGGAAAAUAAUAGUUGCUUUUCCUUAUUACUGUAGGCUUCAUUAAUGUCAGUUUAGACAAGGCUACAAGUGCAGUCACCCAUCAUGAUAUCUAACCUUGGACAGGGGUAAGAGGAGAGGAUUAGAAAUAAGCUUUUUCUGUAAGUUAUAAAUUCCAGCAAUGGGUUUAAUACAAAUACUGUCCUACAUGGUAUGACAGUUUGCUAACACUUUAGCUAGGAAGAGUGUUUGCUUCUGCUGUACUCUAGGACAGAGUGCCGUUCCAUGUCACCAUCAGCGUCCUUUUGAACUCCUGUCUUUGUGAGCCUGUGCUCCUUAAAAAUGAGGCCUUCACCUGCUAUAAAUGAUGCACCUCCACCAAUCAGGGCUGGAGACUGGUACUGUGACCCAUGUGGGACCCUUUAAGCUAGGGUGUGAAGGUGG
Messenger RNA from Fukomys damarensis (Damara mole-rat), 2945 nucleotides. It is a transcript of the gene Slc7a2, whose product is annotated as solute carrier family 7 member 2. The transcript is spliced from 12 exons. Gene Ontology annotation, molecular function: amino acid transmembrane transporter activity. Gene Ontology annotation, cellular component: plasma membrane. Lineage: Eukaryota; Metazoa; Chordata; Mammalia; Rodentia; Bathyergidae. The record is from RefSeq and is a predicted model, not a curated record. Gene Ontology annotation, biological process: amino acid transport; transmembrane transport. The coding region runs from base 173 to 2149 and encodes 658 amino acids.